AUGCUUAAUUUCACCCGUGGCCUUGGGAUGGGCCCCCAAAAGGGUCAGUCCAUCUCCCGAACGAAUCGUUCCUGGGUCUUCGAAGUCCUUGCGGAGGCUGUACUCAGAGACCGCACUGCAAGAGCAGUUGAGAAGCGAAGCUGGAUCACUGCGCUCGGGCGCGCAUUCGCGACCGCGUACAAGCCAACGAGGGGACUACAAGUCAACGAGACUGAACGAGCAGCCAUCCGUGUCAACAAUCAGCCGUCGACUGGCUAUCAGAAUCGACACGGAUUGUCGUUACAUCCUCCCGACGCCAGCAGGCCCAGAACAGCGGAUCCGCAUCCAGCUACCGAUCCAACAAUUCAGCAUGGCUCGCACCAGACUACUAUAACCUCAGAUGCCCCUCCGACAGCUCCCAGCCGAUGGGCCAACAUUCUCAAGAACAAUCCACUCAAGGGUAGUGCUCUCCUGACCAACCCACUCAAAAACGUGAAGAAGCCGAGUUUCACAAUCUUGCGCCGGGAGCAAUCAACAACCGACGAGAAGCCAAGGACGCCAAAGUCACCCGACAAGCGCUCGUGGAAGGCGAAAGAAGCAGAAAGGCGACGGGCGCGUCUGGUCGAGGAGGCGCUGGGCUCGGAGAGAAACGAGGAGGUGGAGCAAGAACAGGAACCACCAGACCGAAUGGCCUCACGAAGGACAGUGCGCACUCAGGCGAGCGCGGCCGCCAUCUCUUUUGCUACGCCUCGAGUCGAUACGCCUAUCGCUGCGCAAGCUGCGCCUAACCCCAGUCAGUUCCUUGCUGAAUCGCUGGCCCAUGUCAUUGUGGUGCCAAUCAAACUGGUUUUCGAGGUCCCGAAUCGCCUGGCGAUUGACGGAUGCAUACCAGCCCACACCAUGCCAUACGACUAUUCAAUCGUCGUUGUGGCCCCCUCGAAAGUCAUCAAGGUCACCGCGCCGGACGAAGCCCGGCACAACGCGUGGCUGACUGCGCUACAAUAUCUGGUCGACGCGACAAAGAAGGUGACGCCCGAAUCAUGGCCCGACGUGCUCGCCGCCCGAUUAGCACUUCUAACCCAACCAACGGAAGCCUUAUUCGGCAAGGAAUCAGAGAUCCCUAGUCGAGCUGGCACCCCAUUCAUCGCGGAUAAGCCACUUCCACCCAGUCCGCCUCCAGAGACAAGCGACCAGCCGCCAUCGAUGGUGCCACCCUCAAUACCACGCUUACCUUUCCAUGCGCGAGAUAACUCCAAUGCGCUGUCCAGCAUGCCAGAUUCCGCCGACUCGCUCUCAGACGCCGGCAGUAAGGCGGCCUCUAGUGCCAGGAGUCAGCGAGUCGAGCCCUAUACCCCUCCGUUAUCUGGAGACACGAAGGAGAAGGGCCCGGCGAAGUACGAGAGCGACCAUAUCCACGCGCCGGCUAUAGGCAGAUGGACGCUCUUGUGUCGCGCCUGUCUGCUUGAGUCGGUCGGGCGGCCGGACGGAUUCAGCACACGUGCAAAGAUGUACAAUGGUUCUGGGCGGACUUCAUGUCCUAAGACGAACAUUUCGAACAAGAUACCCAUACAAUUUCAUUGA
Messenger RNA from Cyphellophora attinorum, 1560 nucleotides. RefSeq lists its product as uncharacterized. The transcript has 3 exons. Gene Ontology annotation, molecular function: phospholipid binding; protein binding. NCBI's taxonomy places the organism in Eukaryota, Fungi, Ascomycota, Eurotiomycetes, Chaetothyriales, Cyphellophoraceae. Gene Ontology annotation, biological process: maintenance of protein location in cell cortex. Gene Ontology annotation, cellular component: cell cortex. Bases 1 to 1560 code for a protein of 519 amino acids. The record is from RefSeq and is a predicted model, not a curated record.